Anopheles coustani is the source of this 2782-nucleotide messenger RNA. RefSeq lists its product as uncharacterized. NCBI's taxonomy places the organism in Eukaryota, Metazoa, Arthropoda, Insecta, Diptera, Culicidae. Gene Ontology annotation, biological process: response to pheromone; G protein-coupled receptor signaling pathway. The record is from RefSeq and is a predicted model, not a curated record. Bases 1 to 2637 code for a protein of 878 amino acids. The transcript has 5 exons.
AUGACACUGGUCAGGAUUGGGAUCCUGCUGCUGCUGGGCAGUGGAAGUGUUCCAACUGGUCAAACGAAGUAUGUCGAAGGUCACUUGAAAACAUCCGACAACUGGGCUUUUUUGGCCAGAUUUUGCUUUCUCUCCGGCCGUGGCCGAUAUGAGUAUUUGAUCGAGUAUGAAAAGAAGCUGGGGGAGUUGAAACUACUCUUGUACUACGACGACCGAACGCAAUGGCCAGCGAUUUACAAAACAGAUAAGACUUGUACCGAAAAACUCUCCGUGUUGCACCCGGAAGACAAUCAGAUCGUCACGCUGUCGCCACGCACUCCGUACAAUCUCUACUCGGGGUGCUUCCUGCGUACACCCACACCCAAGGAAUCACCGAAUGAUCCACUACCUAAGGAUGGUGGUAGUCCUAGCACCAAGCAUCCUCCGUCCUCCGCCCGACCGGGCAGUUCCGGAGGAGACAUUAGGCCUCCGGACGACGAUGCACAGUACUUCGAUCAAUUUCUCAAGACGAGCACCUACGAGCCGGAGUUUGCUUUCGAUGAGCGAUACGAACCGGACAACGGGACAGAAGAUGGAGUGGCCUACGAGCUGUUCCACACGUCAACAAUGGCCACCGGCGAGGGUGAGGCUGCCGGAGGUUACGCUGGAGAUAAUGGUGCUGUAAAUCUUCUCGAGAACACUACCGACUAUCGGUCUCUGGUGGAGCAACUGUUCCCGGAUGGUGAGGGAAAGUCCGCCCUCUGGCAGGAAGAGUCUGUAGCGAAUGGGACUAUAAGAGAGCGUCGAGCGGCUCCUGGAACCAGUGAAUCCGCACGGUACAAGGAUCGGUUGAUCGUGAGCUGCAGCAAUUUUGGGAGUUUCACCAGUUCCCGGGAACGCUGGUGGUAUAUCGCCAUUGCGAACUGCGAUGGAAGCGGACGAGGACUGGAUGUGAAGUAUCGAUUCCGAAUGACGAACGGACCACCGGGUGACUUCUGGCACGAGCAUUUUUCCGCUGACGAAAUGUAUAUCCCUCCAAUCCUGAUGACGGAAUCGAUCUCGUACAGCAUGCUGCUGUUGGCCGUAUUUAUCUGCGCUGUUGAGCUUAAGGCACGUCAUCUUUACCACUGCACCUAUCGACUGUUUACUCUCAGCGUGCUCUUGCAGUGGUUCGGUGUCUUGCUACUUAGUGUCACCUGGACCAAGUACGCGGUAUCCGGCAUUGGACCAUUCCCGAACUUUGGUGGCAUUUUCACGAGCGCCAGCGAGAUUACCUUCCUGCUGUUGUUGCUCCUGAUGGCUAAGGGCUACACCAUUACCCGGGCUCGGCUAAAGACUUGCGCCACGGUGAAGAUCACGAUCUUCAUCAAUCUGUACGUGGUGGUUUAUAUCACACUGUACAUCUAUCAGGCGGAAGCGUUUGAUCCGGGCGAAGUGCUCAAUCUGUACGAGUCGCCCGCCGGCUUCGGGCUGGCCGGUCUGCGUUGCGUCGGCUGGGGCUUCUUCAUGUACUCCUGCGCCGCCACCAUCCGUAAGUUCACCGAGAAGGCACCCUUCUACUAUCCCUUCACGUUACUCGGCUCGCUCUGGAUCAUGAGUGGACCCGUUCUGACGCUGCUCGGUGUGAACGUACUCGAUCCGUGGGUUCGGGAGUCGGUCAUGCAUGGGGCCCUCGGGACGGUCGCGUUCGUCGGCCACCUGGCGUUCCUCUGGCUGACGUGGCCAUCGCGAGCGAACAAGAGCUUUCCCUACCACGUCCGCACGAACCAUGUCGGUGUGUCGCUGGGUGAAGAUGACGAGGCCACGUACCCGAAGCACACGUACGAACCGACGGCAACCAUGGUCGCUCAGCUUCACAACCAUCAUCAGCAUCACCAUCACCACCAGGAUGGUGUUCCCAAUGGGAAUGGGUUCAUGAUACCGGUGGCCAGGAGUACCGUCCCCGGGGCAUUGGAUGGCCUGUACGAUCAGUAUCUUCGGGAGAGGGACGUCUACCACAGCACGUCGACGCCACUGAGUUACGUAUCAUUUCCAAACGCUCCACGACAUCCGGCCACGAAUGGCGCACCGAUUUCCACCAUUUCCAAUGGCGGCUAUCGGAAUGGCGUCAUCGGGAGUCCCCCGGUGGAACGGGAAUCGAUGGAUCGACCGACUGGCGAUGCCGUGACGUCUCGAUCGGAAACUAGUGUCACCGGAAAUGACCGGGAAGCAACGCCCGCGAUCCGCCACUCGCUGGCCCUGGAACCGGAACACGAUCCUUCCGGACACUCUUCACUUGAGAUUGCUCGCCUUACCCCUGUUGCCGCCUCGAAUGGUUCCGUUCCAUCAUCAUCCAGUGCCGGACAACCUAGUGUAAACGGAUCUCUGGCCGCCGACGCAAAUGGUGGCAUCGGUGCGCUAAGAGAACCGGAAGAGAGGCGUCCGUUCAAUCCGUUUCUCGCAGCCGCUGCCGAUACUGCCGAUCGAAAACCGAACCGAAUCAUUCUGCCCAGCCUGGAGCAUGCACCCGUGACGCCUCCAAGUGCGGCGGGAGGUUCCGAGGAGGCUUUGGUCGGUGUACCAAAUCAUUCAACGCCGGAAGCUGACCGAACGGUUACCGCACCGGCCGUUCCGAAGCACCUGUUUGCGGCGAAACCGAGGGAACCGAUUCAUUCGUAGACGGCGAUCACCGUGUAUUCAUGGAGUGUGUUAUUUUGUAUUUCCUUUUCCCACUAUUCAAUAAUUGUCCUCGGUUUAAGCCAUCUUUUUAAAUGUUCCCAUUUCUUUCUAGGCAAUAGCAAUAAAGUGGAAAAUGGUUACUAAU